Messenger RNA from Microdochium trichocladiopsis, 1353 nucleotides. Its product is annotated as enolase C-terminal domain-like protein. The coding region runs from base 1 to 1353 and encodes 450 amino acids. Gene Ontology annotation, molecular function: L-fuconate dehydratase activity; magnesium ion binding. Lineage: Eukaryota; Fungi; Ascomycota; Sordariomycetes; Xylariales; Microdochiaceae. Gene Ontology annotation, biological process: carbohydrate catabolic process; amino acid catabolic process. The record is from RefSeq and is a predicted model, not a curated record. The transcript has a single exon.
AUGGCCGAGAUCACCAUCACCGGGUGGAGGACGCGGGACGUGCGGUUCCCGACGUCGCUCGACAAGACGGGCUCGGACGCGAUGAACGCGGCCGGCGACUACUCCGCGGCGUACUGCAUCCUGGAGACGGACUCGUCGUACACGGGCCACGGCAUGACGUUUACGAUUGGGCGCGGCAACGACAUAGUCUGCGCGGCCAUCAACCACCUGGGCGACCGGCUCAAGGGCCGCACGCUGUCGUCGCUCGUGGCCAACUGGGGCCAGACCUGGCGGCACCUCGUCAACGACUCGCAGCUGCGCUGGAUCGGCCCGGAAAAGGGCGUCAUCCACCUGGCCCUGGGCGCCGUCGUCAACGCCCUCUGGGACCUCUGGGCAAAGACGCUCGGCAAGCCCGUCUGGCAGGUCGUCGCCGAGAUGACCCCCGAGGAGUUUGUCCGCUGCAUCGACUUCCGCUACAUCACCGACGCCAUCACGCCCGACGAGGCCGUCGCCAUGCUCAAGGAGACGGAGCCCACAAAGGCCCAGCGCUUCCAGGAGGCCCUCGGCAACCGCGCGGUGCCCGCGUACACCACCUCGGCCGGGUGGCUCGGCUACGGCGAGGACAAGAUGAAGUCGCUGCUCGAGGAGACCCUGGCCGCGGGGUACCGGCACUUCAAGCUCAAGGUGGGCGGGGACGUGGCGGCGGACCGCAAGCGGCUGGGCAUCGCGCGCGAGGUCAUCGGGUACGACCGGGGCAACGUGCUCAUGGUGGACGCGAACCAGGUGUGGUCGGUGCCCGAGGCGGUCGAGUACAUGAAGCAGCUCGCCGACUUCAAGCCGUGGUUCAUCGAGGAGCCCACGAGCCCGGACGACAUCCUGGGCCACAAGGCGGUGCGGGACGCGCUGAGGCCCUACGGCAUCGGCGUCGCGACCGGCGAGAUGUGCCAGAACCGCGUCGUCUUCAAGCAGCUCCUCAUGAGCGGCGCCAUCGACGUCUGCCAGAUCGACGCCUGCCGCAUGGGCGGCGUCAACGAGGUCCUCGCCGUCCUCCUCAUGGCCCGCAAGUUUGGCGUCCCCAUCGUGCCCCACUCGGGCGGCGUCGGCCUCCCCGAGUACACCCAGCACCUCAGCACCAUCGACUACGUCGUCGUCAGCGGCAAGCUCUCCCUGCUCGAGUACGUCGACCACCUCCACGAGCACUUCCUCCACCCCUCCGUCAUCAAGGACGGCUACUACACCACCCCGACCGAGCCCGGCUACAGCGUCGAGAUGAAGGCCCAGAGCAUGGACCAGUUCGAGUUCCCCGGCAAAGAGGGCGUCAGCUGGUGGCGUAGCGAAGAGGCCCGUCCUAUCCUCGAGGGCGUCAAGCUUUAA